Botrytis sinoallii is the source of this 936-nucleotide messenger RNA. RefSeq lists its product as uncharacterized. The transcript is spliced from 3 exons. The record is from RefSeq and is a predicted model, not a curated record. The coding region runs from base 1 to 936 and encodes 311 amino acids. NCBI's taxonomy places the organism in Eukaryota, Fungi, Ascomycota, Leotiomycetes, Helotiales, Sclerotiniaceae.
AUGGCCAAAACUGUCGUCGUUUUAGGAGCAACUGGCAUCCAGGGUGGUUCUGUCGCUGCCAAGUUUCUCUCACUAGGGUGGAAAGCCCGAGGAAUCACUCGAAAUACGUCAUCGCCAUCAACCCAAGCUCUCUCAAAUCAAAGCAUCGAGGCUGUCAGUGCCGACCAAGAUGACCCAACCUCACUUGUCGCAGCUUUCUCUGGCGCGGAAGCAAUCUUCGCUGUCACAAAUUUCUGGGAACCGUUUUACAGAAAGUAUGAAGAGCUUUCCAAGCAGGGAGAUCAGGUUGCCGGUGAAUAUGCGGCUGCCAUUGAGAUUCUUCGAGGCAAAGCAAUUGUUGACGCUGCGGCCAAAAUUUUGCAAGAAGAAGGAAAACUUGAGAGAUUCAUUUGGAGUACCCUGCCCUCCUUCAAGAAGUUGAGUAAUGGAAAAUAUUCCUAUGUGUACCAUUUUGAUGCAAAAGCGGAGGUUGCGACGUAUUUGCAACUCAAAAGAAAGGCAUUACGUCAUGUUUCCUGGCUGAGAAAUCGUGGAGCUGAUACGAUUUUGAAGGAUGAUGGUUCGGGUGAAUAUAUCUACCACAAUGCCAGUCCAAAUAUAGCGGAACAUCCAUUUGUUGUACCAACUGAUGCAGGUUCUUUGGUAGAAUUAUUGGUCCGAAGUCCUCCAAAGCAGGACUUAUUGGGAGUGAGCGAAGCAGCAAGUUUCGCUACCUUUUUUGAGAUCUGGGGACAGGUAACUGGGAGCAAAGUCACUUGCGAAGAAGUCACUGUCGAAGCCCACGAUAGGGCUCGUCCAAGAGGACUUGGAAGAGAAGCAGCAGAGUCCAUGGCUAGUAGUGCGGAAUUUGGGUGGGGAGACCUCGUCUUGCCUAAAGAUAUAAGUUCUAUCCCAUGCGAGAUGAGAGAAAUGUUUGAACUGACGUGUUCAGCUUGA